Molecule: messenger RNA, 1773 nt
Organism: Aspergillus alliaceus
Lineage: Eukaryota; Fungi; Ascomycota; Eurotiomycetes; Eurotiales; Aspergillaceae
Product: glycosyl hydrolase
Exons: 1
Coding region: 193-1755 (520 amino acids)
Biological process (GO): carbohydrate metabolic process
Molecular function (GO): hydrolase activity, hydrolyzing O-glycosyl compounds
Source: RefSeq, a predicted model, not a curated record
GUACCGGAAAACGGCCGAGCCGGCGGCAAAGAUGCAGACGCCUGGAAUGUAUAACGUGUGUGAUUCGAAUUGCAGGUUGCAUCCGCAAAGAUACUAACGGCUUCCGCAUGAUUUAAAAGGUUGCUCUCCCUACCUUUUGCUCCCAUCCAAGUCAACUUCCCUCAAAUUUCUGCAAAACACCUCAGUUUCAACAUGGUGUCGUUCUCGGCAUUAUCGCCGUUGUCAUCUCGACAGCCCACCCAAAACCAAGGAUCUGCUGACGUGACCCCCAUCCUUGUCAAUGACACUUAUCAUCUCUUCCAUUUGACGUCGCCGCCUUACCCUGUUCAUCGACCAGAGAGACGUCGUUCCUACUGGUCACAUCUCCGCUCCAAGAACCUGGUUCGAUGGAGCCGAGAUAACUCCCCAGCCAUUGCUGUGGACAAUGAAUCUGUAAAUCAUGAUGCCAGCGGUUCUUGGACCGGCUCGGCAGUGAUUGGGCCUGAUGGGAAUAUGCAUAUUUUCUAUACAGCAUAUAACCUGUCCCAGGAUGGCAAGCAAGUGAUCAUCCAUGCAGCGUCCUCUGAUAUGGAGGGGUCAUCAUUUGUAAAGUUCCAGGAGCCGAUCUCUAUCAGUACUGAUUCAACGGAAAACCUUGCCUCAUUUGAUGAUGGUGACUUCCGUGAUCCAUAUGUCCUUUUCAAUGAGUACGAGCAGCAGUACUGGAUGCUGGUGGCUACACGCCUGUCCCACGGUCCUUAUUGGACCAGAGGAUGUCUUGCAUUGUUGAAAUCGACAAACUUGAGUACCUGGAACUUGGAACCAGAGCCGUUCUUUGCUCCAAAUGACGUAUUCCGCCCUGAAUGCCCAGAGCUCUUCUCACUUCCUAAUGGUAAAUGGUACCUCGUCUACUCGCGACUUUCUUCUCCUCACGCUGGGACUGUGUACCGGAUGUCCGAUUCUCUGUAUGGUCCCUUCCGGAAGCCUAAAGAUGGUUCUUCCGGGCGUUGGGAUGGGAGAAGAUGGUACGCAACAAGGUCCUGUCCCAAGGCCGGGGAUCCGUCAAAGCGCGUGUAUUUCGGUCGGAUAGCCGAUCGUUGCGACUCGGACCAGAAGUGGACGUGGGGAGGGGAUAUGGCGUACCCGCGACAAGUGUCCGCUACUGCUGAUGGAUCUCUCAGGAUUGAGCCAGUCGAGGAAAUCCUGUCAGAGUUCUUUCGUACAGAACCGGUUUUUCAGCGUUCAUACGUCAAGUUAAACUCUCAUGGGGCAGUCAAGAAGCACUUUCUGUACCCUUCCUCAGCAGAUAACGGGUUGCCGACUCUCAUGUCGUUCAAAUUCUCCUCGAGUGAUGUAGCAUCCUUUGGUGUUCUAUUCCAUGUCGAUUAUGAUCUUUCCGGCUAUUGGCUGCGUUUCAGUCCUACACAAACAGGGUCGGGACGACCAAUCUUUACCAUAUCACUAUCCCUCUGCCCUCCUUCACAGGAUGAGCAUUGGAGUGAUCAGUACAGGCUGUACCUUCCCCCCCAAGAGGUUGAUGGCCAUGAGCUAGUCCGGCAUGAUAAUGUUUCUAUCGAACAAAACGAACCUGUCAAAUUUCUCAUGGUAGGAGAUACUCUAGAAGUUUUUGUGGGUGGGAGAGCGAUCAGUUAUCGUUUUCAGCCGAAUCGCCACGGUGCUAAAGGAGGAAACCUGAGAUACGGGCUGUUUGUAGAUGACGGCGAGGUCAUUUUCACUUCAUUUUUCUCAGUUGUUAGUAGUAUUUUAUCACCAUAACAUGAUUCUCAUCUUUUC